Messenger RNA from Fulvia fulva, 600 nucleotides. RefSeq lists its product as uncharacterized. Bases 1 to 600 code for a protein of 199 amino acids. NCBI's taxonomy places the organism in Eukaryota, Fungi, Ascomycota, Dothideomycetes, Mycosphaerellales, Mycosphaerellaceae. Gene Ontology annotation, molecular function: zinc ion binding. The transcript has a single exon. The record is from RefSeq and is a predicted model, not a curated record.
AUGUCAACUGGCGAAGCACCACAGGCCCCCUCCCGCCACCUAACCUCAUCCCUCCUCGCCUCCAUCCCAGGCCCAGCACCACACCAAACCUCGCCUCAACCCGCCAACCCCCUAAAAGGCAGCCCGCCCUCGACACGCAACAUCUUCCUAACCCUCUACGCCCUCUUCGAAAAGGAAUUCCUACCAGCCCUGGAUCUCCUCGACAGAGGCCUAGUCACACGUUUAAAGGUGCCAGACCAUCCUACCACUCUCCUCCUCGUACGCAGCGCGCAGCAGCACAACAACAACAACAACAACAACAACAACAACCGCAAUCCUGCGUACGAGCACAUCAAUCACUAUGAAGUGAGGCUUGAUGCGUGGAGUUGUUCGUGUCCUGCUUUUACGUUUGCGGCGUUUCCAGCGAGUGGUAGGGAGGUGACUGGUGAGGCUGGUGUUUGUGUGAUGGGCGGGCUGACGCGAGGGUCUGAUAUGCCGGUGUGUAAGCACUUGCUGGCGUGUGUACUGGUCGAGCAUUGCGAGUCUUUCAAGCACUUUGCUGUGGAGAGGGAAGUGUCAGUUGAGGAGAUUGCUGGUUGGGCUGCUGGAUGGGGAGAUUGA